This is a messenger RNA of Heterobilharzia americana, 2649 nucleotides long. Lineage: Eukaryota; Metazoa; Platyhelminthes; Trematoda; Strigeidida; Schistosomatidae. The record is from the annotation of a GenBank genome assembly.
AUGCAGUGUUCUCCAGGAGACCCCGCUCAUGUCGGUUGUCUCUGCCAGGUGUUCAUCAUUUUAUUUCCCGUCAUGUGGCCUCACUUUUCAACUGCAGCCUGGACGAAGUCUCUUAUUCAUGGCCCUCCACCGACAGUCGUUGAAGAGAAGGUUGAUAAUUCAGACGGUUGGGCUGCACUGGCUAGACAGUGGGUUAAUCAGCGUAACAGCCAAAUGCAGUCCAAUUAUGCAAGCAGUGUUGCUCCUCCCCCACCGCCGCCGCCGCCACCACCACCACCUCCUCCCCCCCCACCACCUCCACCACCAAGUGUGGUAUCGGGAUCAUCAACUCAGUUGCAACCUGAUGCGAAUAGCGUCAUUUCUAACGUGGCACAAGACAAUACCGACCACUUAAUCAUUCAGAACCCUGUAUUCUACUCACAUGAAAACACUUCAUGCUCUCAAGAUGUAUGGCAAACAUCAGGAACCCCAGUGACCUCUUCGACCGUAUGGUCCGCAGCUGAAAAUCCUCCACCGCAAAACUUGUGGCCAGCCUCUCAAAAUCCUACGCUUCCGCAAAAUACGUGGUCAGCUCACAACAGCUACAUACAUCCACAAAAUACAUGGUCUUCUGUGAAUUGCAUGCAUCCACAAAGCACAUGGUCUGGCUAUGAAAAUCAUGCACCUCCACACACUGUUUGGCCCUCACAGGAGAAUUCUGUGUCUUCACAAAGUAGGUGGGGAGUGCCUGAAAAUCAGUCUGUAAACCAAGUAUCACAGGGAUAUCAACAUAAUGCUGUUGUGCCAAACUGUUCCUUUCAACAUUACGAGCCCGGCAAUCGUCAAUAUACCAACCAUCCAUCCAAUGAAAUCUCGGACAUUCCUACUAUGCAUUCUAUACCACCUUAUGGGGAACCGUAUUCCAACCCGGGAAAUGCUUAUAAUCAUGAUAUGCGCUACCAAAGGAGAUGGAAUCAAAAUGAUCAGAAGAGUUAUGACUGUGAUGGUCAUAACUCAGAAGCUUAUGACUACCAUCACUCGCAUACUGUUGAAAGGCAUUUCGAUCCAUCAGUUGCUAGACCUUAUUAUCCUUACAGUGAGGUAUAUCCUCGUUCUAACCAAAGCGGUCGUAACAUGUGGCCUAGAAAUCCAGAGCCUCGUGAAACCACAGAGAGGUUUCAUUCGCCUGCAGAGCUUAGUGGUAUGCCUUAUCAACGCCCAGGUCAUUACAAUCAAGCAAGGAUGGACGAACCUAGAUAUGCUCCUUGCAGAGAGCAUAUGCCUCAGAGGUGGAAAGUAAUCACUUUCGUGGACGAAAACUGGAAAGAUGUUGAUAUUCGUCCUGUUCCAUUUGGCGAUGGGAAUAAAUCCAAGGACAACAGACCCAUUUCUCUUAUUCCUACACCAACAGAACUGCCAUGUAAGCCACGGGGGCGCAUUGCACAACCACCGGUACCGGAACAUCUGAUACCAGCUUUUGAAGAAGCUGCUGUUAGCACUGGAGCAUGGCCUCUUAAAGGAUUGGAAUUGGAGCAAACUGGAGCCGGUGGUGUCAAACCACGAGCUUUACCUGCUUGGCUUCGUGAUGAGUUGGAGAAAUUGGAAAAGAAAAAGGCUAAAGAACUAGCAGCCGUUGCUGGAGCUACCGUUUUAGGAGCUGCUCCAGAUGCCAAAAGGGAUGAUGAAGGUGACAUCGUGAUGGAAGACGAAGCCAAAUCCGAUGUCCACACACUUAACUUUUCCUUACUGAAUAACAACGAAGAGUCGGAUGGCGGUGACUAUGAAAAGGAAGAAAGUCCUGUCGCUACAGCUAAUUCUGAAAGUAUUUUAUCCAAUACUACUGCAUCAUUAACGCCUGUCCAUCCGUUAACCCAGCAAGAAUUUCGUGAGUUAUUCGCAUUAUUGUCGGAGGAAGAACAACGAACAGAAACGGCUCGCUUUAUUACUCGCACUUUGACAGAAGCACUGCUUGCAGUUACAACUGAACUAAUCGAUGAUAUAGUGGACGAGGUUAUGACUUCAGAAGCUAUUUCAAACAAACCAGAGGCUACAGCAUCAAAGGAUGAUGGGUCAAUUGUUGAAAUAAAAUCUCCUCUUUUAGGUCUAGUUUCAUACAAUAGUGAAAGUGAGUCAGAUUCGGAGCCGAGAAUGGAUUACAGAAUACGUUCCGAUAAUUUAUCAGGUAUCCUACCAGUUGAUGAUGAGGCUGAUGAUGUAAAACGUGGUUCUGCAUCACAGAAUUAUCUUAAUGAUGAGAACAACGAAAAUGAUCAAAUUGCCCCGAGCAAUGUGAAACGUGAAGUUACACAGGAAAAGCAUGAUAGAAAACAUUCUCAUUCUCCCAGUUCUCGUCAUAAAUCUUCGAAGCGCUAUAAAAGCGAUAAAGAAAAACAAAUAAAUGUUAAGACUUCACGAAUUCAAACCAAACACUCAAGUCGAAGAAAGACAACUUCCCGUCAUUCCUAUCAUAGUCGUAGAAGCGAUUCUCGGGAUUCGAUAACUUCGACGGAAUCUCGUUCAAACUCCAACCAUUCAAGCCAAAGAAUGGGUUCACAUCGAUCUAGUCGACAAUCCACAAGUCGAAGUGGUGAUGUUGGGUCAUCAAGACAGGUAAUAUCAUCAUCUGAUAUGAAAAUGCACGCGCUCCAAACCAUUCGAAAGCUAAUAUAA